Molecule: messenger RNA, 647 nt
Organism: Haliotis rubra (blacklip abalone)
Lineage: Eukaryota; Metazoa; Mollusca; Gastropoda; Lepetellida; Haliotidae
Exons: 4
Coding region: 161-535 (124 amino acids)
Source: RefSeq, a predicted model, not a curated record
GGAUAUGUCAACCCGUCAUGUGUAUUUCUUACUAGAAUACACGGGUUUUGCUCGGUUAAGUAUGUUACUUGUCCGUUUUUUAUGAUGAAAAGGGAGGAAACUCCAGUUUUGUUGUGAAUUGUGAGGAGCGCCAUGUAACACUCACUGCGAAUAAAGAAGAAUGUUUAACUCCCCAAAACGGGUUGAGGUUUAUGUGUUCACAAGACGUUCUGAAGAAAAACGUAAACUGCAGAGAAAUCUGGUAUAUGUGGUGGAGUACAAGAAGGACGGCGACAACGUGAAUGUCACGGUAGAAAUGCAGGGGUUCGACCAGCCCAUGAACUUCUCGUGGACACCGGGGGUGGAAUUCGAGUACGUGGGACUUGAUGGCACCAACAUGAAGAGCACCUUCAGAUGGGACGGAAGUGCUUGCCGUGAGGAACACGCCUCUGUUACUGGAAUGUGGACCUCGGUCAGAACUGUGGAUGGAGAUUCAAUGACGCUGACAUCUGAGUGCAAUGGCGUCAGCAUGGUUGAGAAGUUUAAACGUGUGUGAUGUCAGCGGAACCACACCCCCAUGAAACCCUUGCCGGUCGCCAUGUUUGAAAUUGUAUCAUAUGACAUAUGCUUGACUUUAGGUUUUGAAAAUAAUAAAAAAAUUGAUAUUA